ACCCAUCCGCCUCCACACCGAUCUAGGGUUUUUCCUGCUAGGGUUUUUCCCUCCCGGCGGCGGCGGCGGCGCAAGAUGGGGGACAGGGUCGAGGGCACCGUCAAGUGGUUCAACGUCACCAAGGGCUUCGGCUUCAUCACCCCCUCCAAGGGCGGCGACGACAUCUUCGUGCACCAGUCCGCCGUCAAGGUCGUCGACGGCGGCUACCGCAGCCUCAACGAGAACGACGUCGUCGAGUACUCCGUCAUCGAGGAGAGCGACGGACGCGCCAAGGCCUCCGACGUCACCGCGCCUGGAGGUGCCGCGCUCGAGGGCGGCUCACGCCCGCCCAGCGACGGCGGGGGCCGCGGCGGAGGCGGCGGCUACGGUGGUGGCGGCUACGGCGGCGACCGUGGCGGCGGCGGCUACGGAGGCGGUGGUGGCUACGGAGGUGGCGGCGGCGGCGGCUACGGAGGCGGCGGUGGCGGCUACGGAGGCGGUGGCGGCGGCCGUGGGUGCUACAAGUGCGGCGAGGAGGGCCACAUCUCCAGGGACUGCCCCCAGGGCGGCGGCGGCGGCGGCGGUGGCUACGGGGGUGGCGGCGGCGGCCGUGGAUGCUACAAGUGCGGCGAGGAGGGCCACAUCUCCCGCGACUGUCCUCAGGGCGGAGGUGGCGGCGGCGGCGGCUACCGCGGCGGAGGUGGUGGCGGCGGCGGCAGCGGCCGUGGCUGCUACAAGUGCGGCGAGGAGGGCCACAUCUCGCGCGACUGCACCAGCAGGAACUACUAGGCGGCGACGCCUGCCACUGCUACCCGUCAGAUCUGACUGCCCUCCGCUCCCUUUCCUGCCUGCAGCAAGGCGUACCUAUCAUCAGUACUAGCUUUCGUAGUAGUAGUAGUUUCGUUCCUGCUCGUUAAUCUAUGCUUGUGGAAAUGCUUUGCUGGUCAUGGAGCUGGUGUGCUCGUGACUGCGGAGCACCCAGACUUUGCGAAGUUGAAAUGAAGGAGUGAGAAUCAUGGAUGAUUCACAAGUACUA
Lolium rigidum is the source of this 1015-nucleotide messenger RNA. Its product is annotated as glycine-rich protein 2-like. The coding region runs from base 76 to 768 and encodes 230 amino acids. The record is from RefSeq and is a predicted model, not a curated record. NCBI's taxonomy places the organism in Eukaryota, Viridiplantae, Streptophyta, Magnoliopsida, Poales, Poaceae. Gene Ontology annotation, molecular function: zinc ion binding; nucleic acid binding. The transcript has a single exon.